AUGGCGGUGCCACCUUUGCGACUUAUGUCCGCAUUUAUGUGGCAAGUAAUUCAGACUCGUAACGUAACGCACUAUGGCAAACUGGAGCAGUUUGUGAGGUUGGUGGCAGAGACGGUGCCGGAGCUGAUGAGUCAAAAUCAAAUGAACAAACUGUCUGUCGAAUUGCGAAAAAGGGUGAUAUUGGAGCUCUGUCAUAAAGAUGAAUCAUUUAACCCCAUGAUUAUUCAAGCGCACUUGGACACACUUCACAAACUCAUAGGUAAGGAUGAAGACAGCGUAAUUCAUUAUAACUUCAUAAAACUGGUCCGUAGCAUGCUGACAAAUCCCACGAAAAGAGAAGACUUCUUUAAGAACACUUUUCCCAUAGAGUAUGGGUCUGGUUAUGAUGCUGCACUGCAGGAGCUGUCAUGGGAAUUCCUCUCAAAAGUAGAGGAGUUGCUAUUAGUACCAAACCUCAGAGAGACUGCCUCACGGCUCUAUGACGCUGCCUCUGCUGUGGAGGACAUCGUACAGCCUCUGUCAGACCCUGCAGAUCUGAAGGAUCUGCUCCAACACUGCAAAUCCAUUCGUCGUACUCAACAGAAUGUGCCCUCUGUGAUUUAUUUGUCUGCCCCAUCUCUGGAGGGGGAGCUGAUUGCCUUUGAGCCUGCCAGCUGUGGACAGUCUGAUUCUGAACAAAUCACCACCAAUAUAAUGAGUCCAGGGGGCUGCAGUGAUGCUGGAGACUGUGAGCCAUUCACAGAAAACAUAGAGUUUGCUACGAUUUGUAGUGCUGGAGAAAGAGAAGACAGCGGGGAAAACAAUCCCGCCUGUGAAGAACAGAAUCUCCAAAUCCACCUGACGGAGGGAGCCACCGAAGAGAUAGCGGAAAUACAGACUGUAUCGGAAGAAACAACGCAGCUUGAAGUACAACAACAGGCUGUGAGCCUGGUCUCCAGUCCAGUUACCACAGCGAUUCCUUCCUCUUCAUCGUCAGUAACGACGCCAGUUGCCACCAUUGUUCAGAUUGGUAAUCCACCAGUGAGGCAGGUAAGCCUGGAGCAGUGGAUCUCUGAAAUUGCCGGAACCAUCAUCUCUCUGCCUGUCCUGCCGCCACCUCCUGACAGCGACACGGGAAAGAGGAUUUUCUCUGGUGACAUGUGUCUGGGACAGAAUGUAGAGAUCUCUGAUGAAGGGACCACCCAUGAAAAGGCUGUUAUUCGCAGGAAGACUAAGUCUCCACAAACAUCCGAUUUUUCUCUGGAGUCUCAAAUAGUUGCUGAGUCUGAGACAACGCAGGAGAUCCAGGGAAAGCACACGUGUACAGAAUGUGGGAAGGAAUUUCGAUAUGGCUGUUUGUUGAAAGAUCAUUUGCGCACUCACACUGGAGAGAAACCAUUCCAGUGCGCGGACUGCGGAAAAAGCUUCCGGUGUCUCAGCUUCCUGACCAAUCACCAGAAGACCCAUUCAGAUGGGAAACCGUUCAAAUGUACAGAAUGCGACAAGACUUUCCGGAAACGUCCCGACCUAGUCAAGCACUUGCGUGUCCACACAGGGGAGAAACCGUACAAAUGCAACAUCUGCGGGAAGAGUUUUUCGCAGGGGACGUAUUUGAAGAUUCAUCGGGAAUGCCACACUUCUCAGAGUCUUCACCGUUGCCCUCACUGCGAUAAAAGCUACCCAACGGCGUUCAAGUUGGCCAUCCACGUUCGAUACCACUUCAUGGAGCGCUCGUACCAGUGCCACCUGUGUGGAAAGAGCUUCAUCUACGCCAGUUUACUGAGAAGACACAUGGGCUACCACAUCAGUGAACGCCAGUUCCUCUGCGCCAUCUGUGGAAAGGCCUUUGUCUACUUGUUCGACCUGAAGAAGCAUCAGCGAAAUCACGAGAAGCCACGACCCCGGGUCUCCUGCACUGUGUGUAAUAAGACGUUUGCUGGAAACGAGAUGCUGCGCAGUCACAUGCGCAUUCACACGGGGGAACGGCCAUACCACUGCAAGGAGUGCGGGAAGUCCUUCUCCCAGAUAGGCAACAUGAAGAGACACCAGCGCGUGCACACCGGCGAACGACCUUUCACUUGCGAGGAGUGUGGGAAGACCUACAAGCAUUCGUCCCAUCUGAAAGACCACAUGUUGAGUCACACAGGGGAGAGACCCUGGCAAUGUGAACAGUGCGGAAAGAGCUUCAAAACUGCCGAACGACUGAAGAAACAUGAAGGGACCCAUUUGGGCGAACGAGCGGAACGCAGGAGGAGUUACGAUCAGACUCGAAGUCGCAAGAAACUUGAAACCAAAAACUGAUUUUCAGUUCGGAUAGCUUGGACUUUUUCACCCUCCCAUGUCCCAGUUACCUAAGUCCAGUAAGGAAAAAUAAGGCACGGUCACUUGAGGCAGGUCAAGUUGCAUCCACACAAAAGAGGACUCUCCCUGUGCUUGGUGCUGACAGAGAUAGUAAUGAAACAAAGUGUUGUGUAGUUGUAUUUAAUGUGAAUCUUUGUUCUCACUUCUCUAAUGUGAAAUGGCUGUAAACAAUAUGAAAUUCAUAGGAGGGUCAAGUGGCCAAUCAAAAUAUUCCUUACCCAUAAUCCUCAGCUUUACAGUUGUACGAUCAGUAUAUCAGUGGAACAUAGAUUUUGAGGUGAGAAUUGGAUUUGGUAUAUAGGGGCCUGUUUUCUGUAGUAUUUUUUUUUGCAGAAUAGAGCGUUUCAUGACUUUGACAUGAAUUUGAGAACACAUGAAGUUUGGUUUUGAAAACUAUAGUAAAAUAUGACGAUAAAAAC
Molecule: messenger RNA, 2759 nt
Organism: Chanos chanos (milkfish)
Lineage: Eukaryota; Metazoa; Chordata; Actinopteri; Gonorynchiformes; Chanidae
Product: zinc finger protein 436
Exons: 7
Coding region: 1-2280 (759 amino acids)
Biological process (GO): regulation of transcription by RNA polymerase II
Cellular component (GO): transcription regulator complex; PcG protein complex; chromatin
Molecular function (GO): RNA polymerase II cis-regulatory region sequence-specific DNA binding; DNA-binding transcription factor activity, RNA polymerase II-specific
Source: RefSeq, a predicted model, not a curated record